Closterium sp. NIES-67 is the source of this 3216-nucleotide messenger RNA. The record is from the annotation of a GenBank genome assembly. NCBI's taxonomy places the organism in Eukaryota, Viridiplantae, Streptophyta, Zygnematophyceae, Desmidiales, Closteriaceae.
AGCUCAGCCGCCGAGGACUCAGGCGCCAUAGGCCUUGCGCUGCUGACGCAAUGCCUCAAGCCUUGCCGCUUUGCUGGUCACUCCUGUGUGCUUGUACUUGGCUGGCGCCUUCCCCGCCGCCUCAACCAUAGUACAGUAGGACGACGUUGUACUAUAGUUGCUGUACUAGUGUUUUCGUCAUUCAGUGUAGAACGACGCUGCCGGUUUUAGGCGCAUGAUGGAUUCGCCGCUCUAGUUUGGCAUCGGACGGUCCGGAUUGGAUUUCACGCAUCAUCGUCAUGAGUCUCGGCAGAUGGACGGCGAGAUAUGAGGACAGCAACGUGCGCAUGCGCAGGAAGCGGGGGACAGCUGGCGGGCCCUCAUUGGGCAUUCGCGUGGGCGCCGGGUCGGCAGCAACCGCCGGCCUGCUUGGCGUUUCUGGGGGAGGCGGUAUCUACGGCAGUGUUGGCAGUGGAGCAGAGAGAGGAAGGGGAGGAGGAGGAGGAGGAGGAAUGGGAGGAGUGGGAGGGGCGGCAGGUGUGGGAGUGGGAGUGAUGAAGCUGGUACAGGAGCAUUAUCUUAGAGAGGAUAUCAAGUGCGGGUCUGCGCUGUGCCACGUGUGUUACAGCCACCUGGCGACCAUCGACCCCGCCAACCUGCUCUGGCAACUACCUCCAGAGGACUUCCUCUUUCGAGACGAGCUAGAGCGACCCUCCCUGUCUUCUGGUGCCCCGCACUACGUGAUCCCCGACGCCACCUCCCUGAUGGACUUCAUCGAGGUGUGGGAGCUGCCGGGCGUGCGCCACGUGCUGCUGCUGGGCUCCGUGCUCAAGGAGGUGCUGCAUUUCUCCAGCGCCCACCACACCAACUGCAUUCGUGCGCUAUGUGAGGACGGCAGGCGGGAGAGCUCCUUCUUUGACGACCGGCACUUCCUCUUCACGCAUUUGAUGGCGGAGGAGAGGCGGGCGAGCCUCAGGAUGACACUUGGAGAUGCUGCUUCUGCUGAAGUGGAGCUGUGCCAUGUGGUGGCAGCAGCGCAGUGGUUCUCAACCCAUCUGCACCGCACUAUACCCGUUGUCAUCGUGUCUGAUGAGCUGGCAGCGGCACGUGGCAGCAUGCCAUUGGGCGAGGUGUUGCAGGCGGUGCAGCGGAAAGAAGUGGUGGUGAUGUCAACAGAGGCGUUCUUCCAGACCUACUAUGGCCACUGCACCGCCGUUACCACUCUUAUGGACUCCCUGGCCACCCAGCACGCCUUGCGCCUCUCCUCGUCCUUCAGGUCCACGUCCGGUGGCGGCAGGCUCGGCAGCAGCAGGCUCGGCAGUGGGAAGCAGCGCAAGGAGGUUUUUCCACCGCACCUGUCGAGCACGGCAGUGGCAGAGGGAGUGGCGGUGGGUGCUAUCCGCGUGGGUGUGCUGCACAUAACUACCAGCGAGCCAUUCAAAGCCACUGUCAGGCACAGCCGCAAGCAGGUGCACUCCCCUUACAGCGACAUCACCAUAGUCUCGUGGCGCCAGCUCAACAGGGCCCUGCCUGGCGACACUGUAGCAGUGAGGCUGCUGGGGAAGCGCAGGGGAGGAGGAGAGGGUGUGGUGGGAGUGCGGAGGUUUGAUGGUGGGUUUAGUGAGGGGAUGGCUGGGGCUGCUGGUGCUGAUGGGGACGGUUGGAGUGCUGCUGGUGUCGCUGGUGGUGGUGGUGAUGGCGCUACUUCCAGCGCCUCUGCACCUGAAUCGUACCCACCACCACCCGCCCCUACUGGCUGGUACCAGGCCCCCGCUGCCGCUAAUGAGGCUCCCCCUGCCCCUGCACCUACAGGCUGGGGGGACUCCACUGCUCCCCCUACAGGCUGGGGGGAAUCCCCCCCUCCCCCUCCGCCCACAGGCUGGGGGGAAACUCCUGCCCCUCCUCCUCCUGCGCGCUGGGGGGAAGUUCCCCCUGUUGCUGCUGCCUCAGGGUGGGAGGAAGGUCCCCUGCUGCUGCUGCGUCAGGAUGGGGGGAACCUGCCCCCCCUCCUUCCCAAAGCGCAUGGGAUGGCGGGUGGAGGGAUGCAGGGAGGAGAGAGGGCGCGGAGGAGGUUGACUGGCGGGGCACGCAUGACACAGCGGGGGGGGAUGGGCAGAGGCGUGGCGAGUGGGAUGAGCAGAGGCGUGGCGAGUGGGAUGGGGGGGAUGGUGAAGAGGAAGGGGGCGAGGCGAGGCAGGAGAGCUGGCACAGAACGAGACCGGUUGAGAGGGGUGGGAAUGGUCAUGGGUACGGUAAUGGAUCAUGUGGAUGAGGUGGAGGGGGCGGGUGAGCCGGGGGAGGGGAGGGGGAUGUUGUGGUGGGAGGAAGAGGAAGAGGAGGAGGAGGAAGAAGAGGAGAGUGAGGUUGAGGAAGAGGAAGAGAGUGAGGAGGAGGAGGAGGAGGAGGAGGAGGAGGAGGAGGAGGAGGAGGAGGAGGAGGAGGAGGAGGAGGAAGAAGAAGAGGAGGAAGAGGAGGAGGAGGAGGAGGGAGAGGAGGAAGAGGAGGAGAAUGUAGGGGGGGAGGACGAUGAAAAGGACGCCAGGCAGGCAGAGGAGCAGCACGGGCACAGUGUGCUGUCGCCCACACAUGAGCAACAUCCCGUUGAGACUGGGCCCGCAGCAGGUGCAGCAGGUGCAGCGGUGCGAGCUGUUAGAAGCUCCAGCUCUGCCACGGGCAGCGAUGCUGCUGACACCACUCCGUACAGCAGCGUGAGAGGCGGCAGCAUGGGAGCAGGGAGCAGGGAAAACAGCAUGAGAGGGAGCAGCAGUAUGAGAGGGGCCAGCAGCGUGCGAGCGAGCAGUGUGAGGGCCAGCAGCACGAGAGCCAGCUCCCGCAGCCGGCUGUCCCGAGCUUCGUCCUCCAAGGCGAAGAUGGGGUUCCUCUGCGUGCCCAUGGACGCACGCCUGCCUCUGAUGUUCCUGCGCACAUCUCAGGCCGACCGCCUUCGUGCCAGCCGCUUCGUUGUGAGGAUGGCAGCCUGGGACCGCUAUUCCCGCCACCCUGACGUGUACCUGGUGAGGACGCUAGGGCCAAUGGGAGCCCUCCACGUGGAGCAGGCAGUGCUGCUGGAUGACAUGGGGCUCGCCUUCCCGGCUUUUGGCGACGGGGCCCUGCGGGAGAUCCCCCAGCCAGCGUCUGUGGCAGCAGCAGGGGCUGAAGCAGAGGGCAGGGGGAGUGGCGGGUGCCAGAGGAGGAGAUAGCGAGAAGGAGGGACCUGAGGGACGGUGCUCAUUUCAU